Molecule: messenger RNA, 4748 nt
Organism: Strigops habroptila (Kakapo)
Lineage: Eukaryota; Metazoa; Chordata; Aves; Psittaciformes; Psittacidae
Product: fatty acyl-CoA hydrolase precursor, medium chain-like
Exons: 13
Coding region: 90-1760 (556 amino acids)
Source: RefSeq, a predicted model, not a curated record
CUAAUCAGUGUUUGCCUUGCGUAACAGUUCCAUGUACCAGAGUAUAUAAGGCAACAGACUGAGGCGGCAACAUGUGACUAGCUUGCAAGAUGGCAACUGGAAGGGACGCGUUGCUGCUGUGCUUGAUUCUCACCAUCCAGGUCACAGCGCUUGUAGCUACUGAACAAAAAGUAGAGCAACCAGAAGUGGUGACCAAAUAUGGGACAGUCCGAGGGUACCAAUUCAAAGUAGACGCAGCUGAGAAGAGUGUGAACAUCUUUUUGGGAGUUCCUUUUGCUAAGCCCCCAGUUGGAGCACUGAGGUUUUCGGAACCCCAGCCACCUGAGCCAUGGAAAGGUGUCAGAGAUGCCACGUCCUACCCACCAAUGUGUCUACAGGAUGAAAAAGGACAAUUUUUUUCGGACCAUAUUACUAAUAGAAAAGAAAAAGUUAUUCUGCAAGUGUCUGAAGAUUGCCUAUACCUAAAUGUGUAUACACCCGUUUCUACAGGAAAACAGGAAAAGCUGCCUGUCUUUGUAUGGAUCCAUGGUGGUGGAUUAACUUUUGGAGCAGCUUCAUCAUAUGAUGGUUCAGCAUUAGCAGCCUUUGACAGCGUGGUAGUUGUAACAAUUCAGUACAGAUUAGGUAUUCUUGGAUAUUUUAGCACUGGAGAUAAGCAUGCCCGAGGUAACUGGGGCUAUUUAGAUCAAGUAGCAGCUCUUCAGUGGAUUCAGGAAAAUAUCAUGCAUUUUGGAGGAGAUCCAGGAUCCGUCACUAUCGCUGGAGAAUCUGCAGGAGGAAUCAGCGUUUCUGCUCUUAUCUUAUCUCCCCUGGCAAAGGGCUUGUUCCAUAAGGCCAUUUCAGAGAGUGGUACUGCAGCCACAGCUUUCUUCACUGACCAUCCUGAGGAGAAAGCACAAAGCAUUGCUACUGCCUCUGGCUGUGAAAAACCCAGUUCAGCUGCCAUAGUUGAAUGCUUAAGAGAAAAAACAGAAGAAGAGAUAGUACAGGCAAUGCUAAAACUGCCUCCCAUGUUCAUCAGUGCGUGUAGAGAUGGGGUGUUUUUUCCAAAGAGUCCCGAGCAAUUACUGUCUGAAAAAGAGAUCAAUGCAGUCCCAUAUAUAAUAGGAGUAAAUAACUGUGAAUUUGGAUAUAUAAUUCCUAGGAUUAUGAACUUCCCUGCUUACACAGAUGGUCUGGAUGAAGAUGCUGCACGUCAAGUUUUACAGACCUUCUUAGCAUUAUCAUCUAAGGAUGUUACUUCUGAAUUUGUUGAUCGGAUAUACCAUGAAUACACAGGGAAUGCAAAAAACCCUGCUGAAGUACGAGAUGGCCUUCUUGAUGCAUUAGGAGAUUCUUUUUUUCUUCUUUCAUCCAUUGAAGUGGCUAGAUACCAUAGAGAUGCUGGCAACCCAGUCUACUUCUAUGAGUUUCAACAUCGACCAAGUUCAGGGGCAGGUGUUAUUCCAGAGUUUGUAAAAGCAGAUCAUUCAGAUGAGAUUGCCUUUGUCUUUGGAAAGCCAUUCUUAGCUGGGCAUGCUACAGAAGAAGAAGAAAAACUUAGCAGAACUGUUAUGAGAUACUGGACUAACUUUGCUAGAAAUGGAAAUCCCAAUGGAGAAGGCUUGGUCCAUUGGCCUCAGUACAAUCUGGAUGAAGGAUACCUGGAAAUAGACCUCACACAAAAGGCAGCAAAGAAAUUGAAAGAACACAGAGUGGAUUUUUGGAUACAGCUCACAAAAGAAACGAUGAAUGAAAGGAGAGAACACACAGAUUUGUAAGAGUUGUGGAGGGUACAGUUUGCUUUCAAAAUCUGAAGUAAAGUCUAACAAACUUAUUUUGUCAGGAUGUAGAAUUUAAUAAUCACCUUCUAACUCACUAUUAUGUAAUCUGUUGUCAUGAUCACAGGGAAAUGAGAGAAUCAAGGGAAACGUGGAAUGUCCGGAGAAGGACAACAAAGUUGGUGAAGGGUCUGGAGCACAAGUGUGAUGAGGAACGACUGAGGGACCUGGGGGUUUAGUCUGGAGAGGAGAAGUCUCGGGGGGGACCUUAUCGCUCUCUACAAUUACCUGAAAGGAGUCUGUACUGAGGUGGGGGUCGGUCUCUUCUCCCAAGUAAGAAUCGAUAGGAUAAGAGGUAACGGCCUCAAGCUGCACCAGGGGAGGUUUUGAUUGGAUAUGAGGAACAAUUUCUUCACAGAGAUGGUGUUCAGGCAUUGGAACAGGCUGUCCAGGGCAGUGGUGUCACUAGUGGUAUCACUGUCCCUGGAAGUGUUGAAAAACUGUACAGAUGAGGCCCUCAGUGAUAUGGUUUAGUGGUGGUCUUGGCAGUCCUGGAGUAGUGGUUGGACUUGAUCUUAAAGGUAUCUUCCAACCUAAUUGAUUCUGUGAUUCCAAUACGAUACAGAACAAGAAAGACCAUACAACAGAGCACUAAAAACCUUACCUGCAUGCUCAGAGACAUGUGUUCCUGGUGUUAUAUGAACAUCCAGCUUAAAAAGCAUCAUGAAAGAAAAAGUCAACAAAACACUGGAAGGUCAAGCUCAAACUGUUUAAUAAUAAAAAUUAGACAAUAAGUAGAAGAGAGGAAAAAGGGAUAUUCUUGCCAAUGUAUGAUAUUGCCGUAUGUUAUAUAGCAGAAUAAAGUCUAAAGUAACAGAAUAUUCUGCAUUCCCAUCUGCUUAAGCCUGUUUCAGACAAGGGGGUGAGGCAUCAAACUCUUCCUCCGGUGCUGCAGAGCGCUGUGUGUACCCUCCCUCCUGCUUGCCCUUGAUAUGACUGCCACAGAACUCCUUGAUAUGACUGCCACAGAACUCUAAUUCUGCAUCAGUAUUUUAGUCCACUGCCCUCUCUGGUUCCUGGAGUGUUCCCUCACCCGCAGUAUGAAAAUAGCUCUAGUUAUUUUUCACUGUAAGUUAGCUUGUUUUUUGCCUUUUAUUGUUUCCUUCUUAAACACAAUUCCAAGUGCUGAUCAUUCAAAGGAUACCAAGCUGAAUAAGCAGAUUAAGACUGCUGCAGAAUUAGCUUUCUGUAGAAGCCCUGUGCAAACUGGGUGCCUCAUUUCUGAAACGAGGGUUUGCAUUUGUUUCCGUCCUAUUCCGCUGUAUGACUUUAGACGUCAUACUUGGAUCACCACUGCCUCAGUUUCCUCAGCUGCUCAACACUGACUAGACUGGACCACAGGCUUUGGUUUACAGUGUUCACAAGCUUAAACAGCAUCUGAGACCCUCCAAGAGAAAAUGCCACUGAAAUAUAAAGCAUUACCAUCAAACAGGUGAGCACAAUCUACUUUUCUAAGAAUGUAUUACUCUGCAGGUAACUGGCAAUGAUGAAGGUAACAUCGCAUGUGAGCAGGCACCAACAUACCCAGUAGGGUUUCUUCAUCAGGUUGUUAAUUUUCCAUGUGGGCCAUGAUUAGAAACAUAUGUUACAAAAGUUCAAAUUAAUUCUGGAAUUCUAUUCUUAAUUAUUUUUUUAUUAUCAAUUUCUGCCAAAUACAGUAGAUGAGUAAAGGACACAUUUCUCAGACCAGAAUCUUAGGUCAUGUAUUAAGUCUCAAUAGCUUUAAGCAAAACUUCUCAUUGAGCUGUCAAAUUUUGCCAGGAAAUGGUACAGAAAAUAGCUGUACCAUGCUUACUGAAAACUAUGAAUUAUUCUCUCCUAUAUUGUGGCAAGCAACUGAAAAAAAAGACACCCCAGCAAAAGAACCUACCUCAAAGAUUCUGUAUUUCCUGCCACAAGUAAUGAGUAAUUAAAAAUAAAUCAUACUUUUAUACAGGUCUAGAGAAUCCUCCAUAUUUGGCUAAUCCAAGGUAAUAUAGUAAAAGCCACUGAGAUUAUUCAGAAGUGUUUACACUUAUCGCUAAAAUGUGAUGCUACUUUGCACACAUGAACUUACACAAUUUUUGACAUCUGAAACUAAAACUACAUUAGCAGUCCAAAACAGUCAUAUGAAUGUAAAGAUUUUAACUGCCGGUUAGCUUUGUGUGCUUGUGUCCAGAGUUCAGCUGUAGCAGUUAUUUUUCUCCUUGUUAGCAGCUGGUGCAGCUGUUUUCAACUUCAGUCUUCUCUUCAGAGAACAGUGCUGAUAUAACACCAAUGUUUUUAGUUGUUGCUAAGUAAUGUUUACCCUGAUCAAGGACUUUUCAGUCUCCAGCUCUGCCAAUGAGGAGGGGCACGGGAAGCCACGAGGAAGCAGAGACAGGACCCCUGACUCAAACUGGCCAAAGGGGUAUUCCAUACCACAGCACAUCAUGCCCAGCGUAGAAACUCGGGGGAGUUACCCGGAAGGCCCAGAUCACUGCUCGGGUCGGGCUGAGUAUCAGUCGGCGGGUGGUGAGCAAUUGUAUUGCGCAUCACUUGUGUUUAUUGUUUUCUUUUCCUUUUCCCCUUUUAGUUUUAUAUUCUCUCCCCUUGUUAUUUCCCUUACCAUCAUUAUAACUGGUGGUAGCAAUAGUGGUUUUGUAUUAUACCUUAGUUACUGGACUGUUCUUAUCUCAACCCGUGGGAGUUACAUUCUUUUGAUUCUCCUCCCCAUCCCUCCGAGAGCCGGGGGGAAGAAGGGGAGGAGUGAGCAAGUGGUUGCGUGGUUCCGAGUUACCAGCUGGGCUUAAACCACAACAACUUGUAAAGUCCAGUGUGCAAAAUCGACUUCCAAAAUGCAGUUUAUAAGUAAUUUUGGAUAGUGAGAAACUGGAUAAACCAGGUUGAAACUAAUCUUUUUAAAGAAAAAGACUACCUAUGCAAUGACUAAUAAAAUUUAAAAAUCAA